AUGGUGCUGCCGCCACCCGACAGGCGCCACGUCUGCCUCACCACCAUCGUCAUCAUGACCAGCAUGGCCUUCAUGGACGCCUACCUGGUGGAGCAGAACCAGGGGCCCCGCAAGAUCGGUGUCUGCAUCAUCGUGCUGGUGGGGGACAUCUGCUUCCUCAUUGUGCUGCGCUACGUGGCCGUGUGGGUGGGCGCCGAGGUGAAGACGGCCAAGCGGGGCUACGCCAUGAUCCUGUGGUUCCUCUAUGUCUUCGUGCUGGAGAUCAAGCUGUAUUUCAUCUUUCAGAAUUACAAAGCAGACAAGAAGAACCUGGAGACGGUGGCCAGGAAAGCUCUGACCCUGCUGCUCUCCAUCUGCGUGCCGGGGCUCUAUCUGGUGCUGGUGGCCUUGGACAGCAUGGAGUACAUACGGACCUUUCGGAAGAAAGAGGACUUGCGGGGACGCCUCUUCUGGGUGGCCCUCGACCUGCUGGACAUCUUGGACAUUCAGGCCAACCUGUGGGAGCCGCACAGGACCGGCCUGCCCAUCUGGGCAGAGGGGCUCAUGUUCUUCUACUGCUACAUACUCCUCCUGAUUCUGCCCUGCGUGUCCCUCAGCGAGAUCAGCAUGCAAGGGGAGCACAUUGCUCCGCAGAAAAUGAUGCUCUACCCCGUCCUCAGCCUGGUCACCAUCAACAUCGUCACCAUCUUCAUCCGGGCCAUCAACAUGAUCUUGUUCCAGGACAGCAGGGUCUCCACCAUCUUCAUUGGCAAGAACAUCAUCGCCAUCGCCACCAAGGCGUGCACCUUCCUGGAGUACAAGCGGCAGGUGAAGGAGUUCCCGCAGAACGCCAUCGCCCUGGAGCUUCAGCAGAACUCUCUCUCACACAACCAGACCAUCCACGGCACACAGGGCAUCCCCCACGAGCCGUCACCCACCAGUGAGAUCCUGGACACAUGAGGGGUGCCCCAG
Cinclus cinclus is the source of this 951-nucleotide messenger RNA. RefSeq names its product transmembrane protein 121 (gene TMEM121). NCBI's taxonomy places the organism in Eukaryota, Metazoa, Chordata, Aves, Passeriformes, Cinclidae. The record is from RefSeq and is a predicted model, not a curated record. The transcript has a single exon. The coding region runs from base 1 to 939 and encodes 312 amino acids.